Molecule: messenger RNA, 402 nt
Organism: Cooperia oncophora
Lineage: Eukaryota; Metazoa; Nematoda; Chromadorea; Rhabditida; Trichostrongylidae
Source: the annotation of a GenBank genome assembly
AUGUUGCAGCAUAUUGAUACGACCUAUGAGCUUAUUAGCGCUCUUGUAGCUGGCACAAAUGAAUACCUGCAGCCGAACCCUGCAACUCGUGCAAAGAUGGCAACAAUGGGCGCUAUCUCCAAGGUCCGCGGUACAGUGAAGACAUCACCUUAUCCACAAACUGAGGGAAUGUUGGCCGACACCAUGUACAAAUAUGGAACUGCGUUAGGUGACUCAAGUGAUCUUGGGAAGGCAUUACUCGAAGCAGCCGAGGCUUAUCGCCAUAUGGCCGACAUCAAAUAUCAAAUGGAAGAAAAUGUAAAGCAAAACUUCAUUGAUCCGUUAACCCAUCUGCAGAAUAACGAGUUGAAGGACGUUAAUCAUCAUCGUAAUAAACUCAAAGGGGCGUCGCCUGGACUAUGA